This is a messenger RNA of Austrofundulus limnaeus, 1139 nucleotides long. RefSeq names its product protein jagunal homolog 1-B. Gene Ontology annotation, biological process: vesicle-mediated transport; endoplasmic reticulum organization; granulocyte colony-stimulating factor signaling pathway. The transcript has 4 exons. The record is from RefSeq and is a predicted model, not a curated record. Gene Ontology annotation, cellular component: endoplasmic reticulum membrane. Bases 121 to 672 code for a protein of 183 amino acids. NCBI's taxonomy places the organism in Eukaryota, Metazoa, Chordata, Actinopteri, Cyprinodontiformes, Rivulidae.
UGACACGUCAGUUCUACUCGGUCUUCUUUCAGCGCUCCGACUAGCUYUGUUCUUACCUGAAUUAAAUGAUUUCUAUGAGUUUUAAAAGCAACAGGAAAUAAAAAGUCCUUCAUCACCACCAUGGCUUCUCGAGCUGGUCCGAGAGCGACGGGCACAGAUGGCAGUGACUUUCAGCACAGGGAGCGCGUCGCCUCUCACUACCAGAUGAGUGUAGCUCUGAAGUCUGAAAUCCGUAAACUCAACAUUGUCCAUCUAUUGAUCUGGGUGCUGAUGGCUGCUCAGGUGACAGUGAGCCAGCUGAGUCUCGUCUCUCACAAGGUGGUAGCCUCUCCAUACCAGUGGGAGUACCCCUACCUCCUGAGCAUAGUCCCCACAGUCUUCAGCUUCCUGGCGUUGCCUCGCAACAACAUCAGCUACCUGGUCCUGUCCAUGAUCAGCGCCGGGCUCUUCUGCGUGGCGCCGCUGAUCUACGGCGGCAUGGAGAUGUUCCCCGUGGCCCAGCAGCUUUACCGGCACGGCAAAGCCUACCGCUUCAUCUUCGGCUUCUCCGCUGUGUCGGUGAUGUACCUGGUGAUCGUCAUCGCCGUGCAGGUGCACGCCUGGCAGAUCUACUACAGCAAGAAGCUGCUGGACCAGUGGUUCACCAGCACACAGGAGAAGAAGAAGAAAUAAACUUCUGAGACGUCCCAGUAGUUCGGACAAGUUGGAGCUGAGGAUUUUUGUCUGAACUAUUCGAGGAAAGAGACUCAAAGAAGCUGAUUUUUCCCUCCUUAUAUAUUUGUCGGUGAUGAUUUCAUUGUUUGGAGGAAGAAAAAAAAGUUUGGACUGUGUUAAUUGUUGCCUUCGCUGUACAUGAGUUUCCCUGUCAUUUCAUUCUUUGUUUAGAGUCCAAACUGUAAAACUGCAAGAAUACAAAAGGACAACAGGUCAUCAGAUGCAUCCGAUUAAACCAAGAAUCAGCAAUGGAUGCAAUUCACCAAGUUGGUUUGUUACCAUCACCUUUAAUGUGCAAUAAAAUCACUGAAACGUCAUCAAAUACAUUUUGAAAAAACAUUUACCCUCACACCAAAUCCCACAACCUGUGACUAUUAUAUUGUUUUAAAUCUGCAGAAUUUUCAAAAUAAAAACAGUCAAAAAUA